ACACACUGGUGAAGCCACCCUCCCUCCAGUCCAACGGACAGCACCUUUGAAUGUCGGCAGUAGCCCCUGGACAAGAUGGCUUGUGCUGAUGUGGUUCCCGUGUCCCCAGAGCUCAGCUCAGGACUCAGCAGAGGUGGAAUUGGAAUGUGAGUGUAAAUACCAGAUUGCAAAUAUUCAGUACAAGAAAAAUGAUGUCAGCCAUUUUUAUAUUGACUACAUGUUGAAAUAACAAUAUACUAGAAUGAUUGACUCAAACGAGGUAGAGCGUGGAUUUACCUGCAUUUUGCUGUUCUAACGUGGCUAUGACAACAUUUUGAAGUGCCCACGUGGCUCGCCUUUGCAGCUGGAAUUCUACUUUCCUCAAACAGUGCCCCCAUGAGGGAGCUUUCAGAGCCGGAUGUGCCCUCCCACUAACUCAUUCCAAACUUUUUAAAACAAACAAAUUCUGCCUUGCAGGGCUUUUGAUUUCUGAGUUGCUAUUGCCAUUGCUCAAUCAAGGACCUAGCGUGUGGGCUGGAGGCUCAGGUGCAAGAAGAACCAGAAGGGCUCCUCUCCCCAGGGGACAGCCAGGGGGCUCCACAUAAGGUUUGCCCCCCACCCCCACCAUCUGUCUCCUGCUGCCUCCUGCCCAGAGCCCUGUGCCCAGGCCACCCAAGCUGCAGAUCAGUCCCGCCCGGCCACUUGUCCACGGGUCUGCUGGGGAAGGCGGUGGAGCUGGAGGCGGAGGAAGGCGUGCAGAGGUACCUGGGUGAGAGUGCCACAGGUGUGACCGGCUACACGCAGAAGGCCAGUCAUGGCGAGGCCAGGGCUGCUGCUCCUGCUCCUGGCUCUGCGGCCACUACAGCCCUCCCCACUGCCCAGGCCGGACACCACAGAGGGCAAGGUCACCAUCGUGGGCCUGAUCCUGUCUGCACUGGAGAGAGCCACCUUGUUCCUGGAGGAGAGGCUACCUGGAGUCAACCUAGACGGUGUGGUGGGGUUCCGGGUGCUAGAAGCGCAGCUUCGGGGUGUGCAGGAAGAGUGGGCAGCCGACCCCCGGCUGCGGCCCCUGAGCCUGCGCACCAGGCGGCUGGCGGACAAGCUGGCGGCUCUCCUGCGCAGAUCCGUCUUCUACCUGGAGCUGAGUGACCCCAGAUACCUUAGAGAGUUCCUGCCGAGUCUCCAGCCCGGAUUUUGGAAGCUGCCCUGCACCUGGACGCACACCAACACCUCGCUGGUCUACCCCGUGCUGGAGCCCGAGGACUCGUUCUCAGAGGAAAGCAGCGACGCAUGCCUGGUGCAGCUGCUGGGAACCGGGAACAGCAGCCAGCCCUGCAGGAUCCCAGACUUCUGCAGGACACUCAUGACCCAGCCCAACUGCUCAGGCUACAGGCUGUCCCACCAGCUGCUCUUCUUCCUCUGGGCCAGAAUGCAAGGAUGCACAGAAGGACUGUUCCACCAGAGUCAGCACUACAUCAGUGUCUUCUGUGCCAACAUGAUGGAGCUGACCCGGAGAGCUGAGGCCAUCGGAUACGCCUACCCAACCAGGGACCUCUUCAUGGAAAACAUCAUGCUCUGUGGAAUCAGCGGCUUCUCUGACUUCUACAAGCUCCGGUGGCUGGAGGCCAUUCUCAGCUGGCAGAGGCCUUGGGAGGGAUGCUUCGGGAAGCCUGGUGAGCUGCGUCUCAGGUGGGAAAGGACGUGUUGGUGUUGGGGCACCGGAGAGGUCGUGGCAUGCCUGUGCAGGCGUGGGCUCACACACAGGCAGAAAUGGGCUUGGAGCUUUGGAAGCGAAAAUUUUGCAGGUUGUGAGGCGUACCCCACUUGGUCGGGUCUGCUCAGGAGACUAGAACUGCAUCAGCCACCUCAACAGAGGGGGUUCUGUGUGCUGGGGUUGAGCAAGGAAAGGCACAGAGGGCCUGAGGGUUUUGUGGCAUCAGCAAAGUCAACCAGGUAACCAGUGCUUACUGAGCACCUGCUCGUGUGCCCCACCCUGGGCUCCGGGGGACGUUGAGGCCUGAGGGAAAGAGGCAGAAACCUCCUAAGCAUCCAGUAAGUGAAGCAGUGACCAGUUCUCGAGAGGGUGAGGAAAGAGAGGAACCCGGGAAGGUUCUGUGGGCAGCGGGGGCAGGGGAAGCUCCUGGGAGGAGGCGGCGCACCUCAGAGCUGAGCGGCCCAGGGCUCAGGCUGUAGGUGGCCCCUGCCAGCCCCUCGGCCUUUGGAGUAGGUCAUUUUGCUCUAGGCCCAAACUUCUUCCUCUGUAAAUAAAUGCGAUAAUCAGCCACCUUCCCAAGUGUGAAAGGACAGACAGGACCCACACUGAGGCUCCCAGGAAAUGCUGGUGUCCUCCUGAGAAGCUUGGGAUCCUCAAAGAAGCAAACACUUUUGAAUUAAGGGGAUGUGGUUUUUAGGACGGAGUUGAUGGACUGAGAAGUCCCCACGCCCCAGACCUCCACAGGGAGCAGGUUGGGGCAGGAACUUGUGUUUUUCAUAAGCACGUCCAUGGUUCCCUGGGAACGGGUUGGGAAUUACAGUUCGAGAAAUCAUCAGUCGAGGCCACAUGAAAGGAUCUGCAGACAGGUGCAGGAAGAAGCUUCUAGCAUAGCCUCAGAAUUCCAGAGAAGAUCUGAACAGCUUGCGUUGUUAAGAGGGGAUGAAGUUUAUUAAGUAAUGUUUAAAACUGUGUCUCUU
Molecule: messenger RNA, 2670 nt
Organism: Marmota monax (woodchuck)
Lineage: Eukaryota; Metazoa; Chordata; Mammalia; Rodentia; Sciuridae
Gene: CUNH16orf89
Product: chromosome unknown C16orf89 homolog
Exons: 6
Coding region: 794-1936 (380 amino acids)
Cellular component (GO): cytosol; membrane
Source: RefSeq, a predicted model, not a curated record